AUGGCCACCGCAUCCACGGAGGGCUUGCCCGAGGGUACCUCGGCCACGGGGAACCCCGCCGCACCGCCCACAGAUACCCCGGCGCCUGCACCGGAGACAAAAGCAAAGCCAGCAGCCAUUGAAGAUAAUGAUGAGGACUCGGACUUUGAUGAACUAGACGACGUGCUCGAUGAUUUCUCCAAACCCAAACCUGAACCAGCUCCUGUACAGCCUGCGCCAGUUCCAGCUGCGGCUUCAGCUCCAGACAACUCCACCGGUAUCGCACCACCAGACUUCGACGAAGAUGCCUUCCUCAAGCAACUGGAGCAAGAUAUGGCCAACAUGAUGGGGGGCGGCGCACCAGCCGCAGACCCCAACGUCCAAUCUACCGUUGACCAAGGCGCCGAAAUGUUCGCCAAACAGCUCGAAGACAGCGGGGUUCCACCUGGCGAUUUCCUGAAACAGUUGCUGGCCGAUGUCAUGGCUGAACAAAGCGGCUCGGGUGCGGCACCUGCGACAGCACCGAAACCGCAGCCCGAGUCGAGUGUCAGUGCGAAUGACCAGCCGGCUGAAUCUUUCAAUGAUGCCAUCAAGCGCACGAUGGGCCGGAUGAAAGAGAGUGGAGAUAAGGCCACUGCUGCCGCCGGCAAUGAAGAUGAUAUGUCAGAUGAUAUGAUUGCGCAACUACUCAAGGCCAUGGAAGCUGGGGCAGAUGGAGCCGGAGAGGACGGCGAUCUGUCAAAGAUGUUCAUGGGCAUGAUGGAGCAGCUCUCCAACAAGGAGAUGCUGUACGAGCCGAUGAAGGAGCUGGAUGUGAAAUUCGGGCCAUGGCUGGAGAAAAAUAAGACUGGCGGAAGCCUUCCCGCUGAAGACUUGGAGCGAUACCAAAAGCAAGCACAGAUCGUGAAGCAGAUCGUGACCAAAUUCGAGGAGAGAAGUUACUCGGAUGAUGAUCCCAAGUGCCGCGAAUAUGUGUGGGAGCGCAUGCAGGAAAUGCAAGCAGCUGGCAGUCCGCCUGAGGAGCUCGUUUCAAACCCGCUCAUGGGAGAUCUGGGAGGCGCGGCGGCUGGUAUGGGAAUGCCUGACUGUCCGCAACAGUAA
Messenger RNA from Penicillium salamii, 1080 nucleotides. The record is from the annotation of a GenBank genome assembly. Lineage: Eukaryota; Fungi; Ascomycota; Eurotiomycetes; Eurotiales; Aspergillaceae.